UUAACGGUUGUGAAAAUUUUGAAUUUUUUUUCUCUAAAGUUAAAAAAUACAAAGAAUUAAUUAAAAAAGUGAUUUGGAGUGUUUAAUUAACAAAAAGGAUGUCAUCAAAGAUUCAACAGGCUCAAGAGCAUAUUGCACAAGCUGAAAAAUACUUAAAAACAUCACUUCUUAAAUGGCGACCUGAUUAUGAUAGUGCUGCUGAUGAAUACAAUAAGGCAGCUAUGGCAUAUAGAAACGCAAAACAGCUUAGUGAAUGCAAAGAUUGCCUGUUGAAGUGUGCUGAAUGUAACAAACAGAAUCGCCAAUUAUUCCAUUCUGCAAAGGCUCUAGAUCAAGCAAUGCUCGUUUGUAAGGACUUGAAUGAUUUCAAUUCAAUUAGAAAUCUCGCAGAAAGAGCCUGUCAUUUGUAUCAACAGCAUGGAUCUCCACAAUCAGGUGCUGCAACUCUUGAUAAGGCUGCUAAAAUUUUGGAACCAAAUUAUCCACAAGAGUCACUUGCUUUAUAUCAACACGCACUCGAUGUUUCAAUGAUUGAAGAUUCUAGUCGUCAAGCUACGGAAUAUGCCACUAAAGUUGCUCGUAUUCUCGUAAAAUUAAAUAUGUUUGAUCAGGCAGCUGACGCAAUUCGUCGAGAAAUCGGUUUACAUCAAACAAGUGAGGCUUAUGGAGCAAUCGGACGAUUAGCUGUUGCUCUUGUACUCGUACAACUUGCUCGUGAAGAUUAUGUAGCUGCUGAAAAAGCAUUUAAAGAAUGGGGAAAUUGUUGCGAUCCACAAGAAGUUCAGACAUUAGAAUCUUUAUUGCAAGCUUAUGAUGAUGAAGAUCCAGAGCUUGCUUUAAGAGCACUAUCAAGUCCGUUCAUUAAGCACAUGGAUAUUGAGUAUGCAAAAUUAGCCAGAGAUUUAAAACUACCAAAGGGAUUGCAAGCACCAAAAGCAGCCGUUAUUGAAAACGCAACAGCAUCUUAUGUAUCACCUUCGACUGGCGGUGAAUCUUCAACUAUAUCUCAAACGCCAGCUGAAGAUGACGAUGAUGAAGGUGGAUUGUGCUAAGUUUGUAAAUUAUUUACAACUACUAUUUUAUUAAAACGUGAUGCAAUUACAUU
Molecule: messenger RNA, 1105 nt
Organism: Chironomus riparius
Lineage: Eukaryota; Metazoa; Arthropoda; Insecta; Diptera; Chironomidae
Source: the annotation of a GenBank genome assembly